AUGCCUACCGAAGCUGGUCACCGCCUUUAUGUCAAGGGUCGCCAUCUGUCAUAUCAACGAGGCAAGCGUGUCACCAACCCAAACACCUCUCUGAUCAAGAUUGAGGGUGUGGAUGAUACCAAGGCAGCAAACUUCUAUCUCGGAAAGAAGGUUGCUUUCGUUUACCGUGCGCACAGAGAGGUUAGAGGAUCAAAGAUUAGGGUUAUCUGGGGUACCGUUACUAGACCACAUGGCAACUCGGGGGUAGUACGAGCACAGUUCAGACGCAACCUUCCACCCAAGUCAUUCGGCGCAUCGGUUCGUGUUAUGUUGUACCCAUCUUCGAUAUAA
Lachnellula hyalina is the source of this 330-nucleotide messenger RNA. RefSeq names its product 60S ribosomal protein (gene RPL33B). Lineage: Eukaryota; Fungi; Ascomycota; Leotiomycetes; Helotiales; Lachnaceae. The transcript is spliced from 5 exons. Gene Ontology annotation, biological process: ribosomal large subunit biogenesis; cytoplasmic translation. The coding region runs from base 1 to 330 and encodes 109 amino acids. Gene Ontology annotation, molecular function: structural constituent of ribosome. The record is from RefSeq and is a predicted model, not a curated record. Gene Ontology annotation, cellular component: ribosome; cytosolic large ribosomal subunit.